AGGGGAGUUUAUUUCCAGUGCGCAGUGACGUCACUUAGAGAGAGGUAGGUAAAGUGCCACAACUUGUAUCGCAAUCUACCAAAGAUGACGUCUUCCACCACAAAAACAUCUCGAAAUAAGAAAAUCCAACGGGCCUCUUCCCAUAAAACUUAUUCUUGGAUCCCGCCAGGAGUACUAGCAGUUGAUGAAUAUUUUGCACAACUACCAAAUAACAAAGUGCCUAGAUGGCAAUCAUCAGGAGAAGACUACAGAGAGAAACAACUACAGAUUCAAGUUCCUAAACAAGAUCUUUCUUUAGAAUAUUGUAAAUAUCUUGAAAAAACUCAUCAUAAAUCAUUUGAAGAAUUUGUAAAUACUAGAAAUGAAAUUGCUCUUGACAUCGCUUAUGUCAGAGAACAUCUCGAUAAGCAAAAUGAAUGUGCUAAAUGUCGAGGUACUAUGCUGAAAGGUGAUGUGGCUGUAAUUGCUCCAAAAUUUGGUGAAUCUGUGUCGUGGCAUCCUGCUUGUUUUGUUUGUUGUAUCUGUGAUGAAUUACUAGUCGAUCUCACACAUUGUGUUAAAGACAGAAAACUUUAUUGUGAAAGGCAUUAUGCUGAACAAAUAAAGCCGAGAUGUUCCUUCUGUCAAGAACUUAUUUUCUCUGGUGAAUAUACUAAAGCCAUGUCAAAAGAUUGGCAUUCAACUCACUUCUGUUGCUGGCAAUGCGAUGAAACAUUGACGGGACAACGAUAUGUUUUGAGAGAUGAUCAUCCAUAUUGUACAAAAUGUUAUGAGCAAGUUUUUUCUAAUAGUUGUGAUGAAUGCGGCAAAGUUAUUGGAAUAGAUUCAAAAGAUCUCUCUUAUAAAGAAAAACACUGGCAUGAAUCAUGUUUUUUGUGUAAUAAAUGUAAAGUGUCAUUAGUUGAUAAACCUUUUGGGUCAAAAGCUGAAAAAGUGUAUUGCGCAAAUUGUUAUGACGCUGCUUUUGCAUCUAGAUGUGAUGGUUGCAACCAAGUGUUUAAAGCAGGAACGAAGAAGAUGGAAUAUAAAGGGCGCCAAUGGCAUGAAAAAUGCUUCACCUGUUCUGUAUGCAAAAAUUCCAUUGGCACUCAAAGUUUUAUUCCUCGAGAAAAUGAUAUAUACUGUACAACAUGCUAUGAGCAAAAAUAUGCUACAAGAUGUAUUAAAUGCAAUCAGACUAUAACUGCAGGGGGAGUGACAUAUAGAAAUGAACCAUGGCAUAGAGAUUGUUUCUCUUGUACCAAUUGUGGAACAUCUCUUGCUGGUCAGCGGUUUACAUCUCGAGAUGAAAGACCAUAUUGUGCUCAGUGUUUUGGUGAACUUUUUGCAAAGAAAUGCACUUUAUGUGUUAAACCUAUCACUGGAAUCGGUGGAACACGAUUUAUCUCCUUUGAAGACCGUAAUUGGCAUAACGAUUGUUUCAAGUGUGCUGAAUGUCAAACUUCUCUUGUAGGAAAAGGAUUCAUAACAGAUGGACCUGAUAUUCUGUGCCCAGAUUGUGCCAAACAACGUCUUAUGUGAUGCUCGCCAUAAUUUUGCUUACUUAGUUUAAAUGAACUUUUUUUUUAAUCCUUUUUUUCUACUUAAGUAUUUGCCUAAGCGCACAGUUCAAGAUAACAUACUAAAAAAGAUAACUGCUUCUUAAUGAAAACAUUAAAUGUAGAUAAAAGUUUGUCAUUUAUAAAAGCCAUAUUUUCAAGAACCUGAAAAGUAGUUCAAAAUAUUUCAGUUCUAAACAAACUUUUGGAAACUUCCAGAUUGGAAAACUAAGGGGAAGGAAAUAUUGAAUGAACUUAAUUUUAAACUGGCAUAAAAUU
Parasteatoda tepidariorum (common house spider) is the source of this 1817-nucleotide messenger RNA. Its product is annotated as four and a half LIM domains protein 2. The record is from RefSeq and is a predicted model, not a curated record. Lineage: Eukaryota; Metazoa; Arthropoda; Arachnida; Araneae; Theridiidae. Gene Ontology annotation, cellular component: nucleus; Z disc. Gene Ontology annotation, molecular function: zinc ion binding; transcription coregulator activity.